Messenger RNA from Oryctolagus cuniculus (rabbit), 4126 nucleotides. It is a transcript of the gene IL33, whose product is annotated as interleukin 33. Gene Ontology annotation, molecular function: cytokine activity. Gene Ontology annotation, biological process: positive regulation of inflammatory response; positive regulation of cytokine production. NCBI's taxonomy places the organism in Eukaryota, Metazoa, Chordata, Mammalia, Lagomorpha, Leporidae. The record is from RefSeq and is a predicted model, not a curated record.
UGUUCUCUCAUGCAUGGGAAGGCAGCCUGUCAGGUUUCGCCACCCAACAAUAAACCUCCCUUACUCUGAUGUCUGGUGUGUUUUCUGGUGAUCUUUCAUUGGUGCCAAAACCCAGGACCAGACUCUCCCAUCGACCUUGCUCUCCCCUUGGGGAUCUGAGCUGCUUUGGGAUUCCGGACUUCUGCCAACCACAAAACUCACCCCUGGCCUCCCUUCACUAUUGAAUGCUCUGUGAUUCCCAUCUACACGCUGGCCCUUCAAAAUCCUGAGAAACCUAAAAGAUGACUAAAACGAAGUAUGCAACCAUUGAAAAUUCCCGAGCAAGGCCAAAUGGCACAUCAGGCAAUGGCUUGGUAAAACCUGCCAAGCUGAGAAGGUCCCAACAGAAGGCUGCAGAAGAAGUCUGCCAAAUAUACAAUAUGAAGCUACGCUCUGGCCUUACCAUAGAAAAGAAGGCCUGUUACUUUAGGAGAGGAAUCACCAAAAAGCCAGAUGGAAAAUUCCAAGUCGAAGCUUUGCGGGGACCGUCCUUCACUGAAGCAGGCAGGACUGAAGAAUACUUGGAACAUACGGGAACACAGGCUGCUCUAAGUAGUUUCCUAGAAUAUCCUGCCUCUCUGAGCACAUACAACGAUAAAUCAGUUACUUUUACUUUGGUGGAUAAAAGUUAUGUGAUCAAUGUUGGAGACAAGGGGAAGAAACAAAAGAAAGACAAGGUGUUACUGCGUUACUAUGAGUCCCCGUACUCCUCAAGUGAAUCAGGUGAUGGCGUUGAUGGUAAGAUGUUAAUGGUAAACAUGAGUCCAACAAAUGACGCACAUCUCUUGCUGCAUGCCAACAAGAAGAAGCACUCCGUAGAGUUUCACAGGUAUGAAAACAGAUUAUCAGACCUAGCUUUCUUUGUCGUUCACAAGGAGUCUUCGGAAUGUGUUUCAUUCGAAUGUAAAAGCCAUCGCGGAACAUAUUUAGGAGUAAAAGAUAAUCACCUUGGCCUAAUACAAGGAAAGAAUCCAGGCAGUGAGAAUAUUCUGUUUAAGCUCUCUUAGACGUAAUGUAAUAGAAAACUGGAUCCUAGCUUCAGUAGCCUACAUACUACCACUGGAGGAGGAGUAAGAGAUAAAGAAACACACAAUAUCUAAGAAGAAUGAAGAGUACUUCGAAUGAUGUGGAAUGGUUUCUUUAUUAUGUGUGGAAUUUUUUCUAAUCCUUUAGUUCUGUGUUUAUAUCCCUGUGUAUCACUAUAUAUUCAAUACAAGUAUGAUAGUAUUAAAUAGGGUAUUGAGGGGUGGGUGUUAGGAAACAGCAGUUACGUUGACACUUGCAAUACCCACAUCCCAUAUCAGAAUCCCUGGGUUUGAGUCUCAGCUCUGCUUCUGAUCCAGCUUUCUGCUAAUUCACACCCUGAGAGGCAGCAGGUAAUAGCUCAAUUACUUUGGUGUCCGCCACCCACAUGGGACACAUGGAUUGAGUUUCAGUCUCCUGCCUUCAGCUGGGCCCAGCCCUGGCUGUUGCAUGCAUUUGUGGAGUGAAACAUUAAAUGGAAGAUACCUCUCUCUCUUCCUCUUCCUAUUCCUACAUCUCUUCCUUCUCCUCCUCCUUUUCUCCUCCUCUUCUCUGCCUCCUCCUCCUUGUUCUUUUCUCUCUCUUUCUCUGUCUUACUUUCUCUUUUCAAGUAAAUAGUAUAUUGAUAAAGAAAUUUGCCAAAGAGAUAUAGAUUGACCUUUAUUUUUUUUCUACCUUGAGUCCAUGAAGAAUUUUACAUUUAGAGCUGACACCUCCAGGAAAAAGCAAGGUUCAUAGCUGAAGUCUCUCUUUAUAUAGGGGUCCAUUUUAAAGAGCUAUAUAAGGAUAUCACUGUCCUUGGUUCCAAACAAUAGAUUCAAACACUAAAGCUGCUACUAAAAAGAUUAUAUGCAGCACAGCUUGACCAUUUCUCAACUAGAAUAAGACACUAAGUUAGUUUAUAGAUGUUCUAAGUAACACUCCGAUUAACAGUUUCUAGCUUUCAAGGAUUUGCAGAACUUCAAAUGUCUACAUGUCUAGGUAGGUAUUAUAAAUGUAUGAAAAAGUAAGGAUAAUUGAAAAAUUAUGAAAAAUAAAUCCAGCUUUAUAAAGUGAUAAUUUUACCUCUUAUUGUUUCAGUUUAGAUCAUGAUUUUAUACACUGAGUUAACUUUAAGCAAACCAUUCUUAGAAUAGGAAGUGAAAUAAACUUUAAUUCACAAAUAUCAUUGAAACUAUUAGAAUAGCUAACAUAUAAAAACUUUUUAUAAAGAGUACUGAACCACAACACAUAUUAGGGCAUACAAGCAGCAAGGGAUCAAAGUAAAAUGGUGAGGCCAGAAGUCCCCUAACCUACUACAGCUCAGAUGAGAUACAUAAUUAAUACUAAUGUUUCAAUAAUUGGAUAUCCCUCAUGUUUGUAGAAUAUCAUGUCCCUGUGAUGCUGGUUUCCAGGGAUCUAUGACUUUAUAUUCAUCAUUCCAAUCAAAAUUUGUUCUAAUCCUUGUACAACACAUCUCUUAUUUUUAAAAAUGUAUUUUAUGGGGGCUGGCAUUGUGGCAUAGUGGGUUAAGCCACCACCUGCGAUGCCAGCAUUCCAUAUGAGCACUGUUUCAAGUCCCAGCUGCUCUACUUCAACCCAGCUUCUUUCUAAUGAGCCUGGGAAAACAGUGGAAUAUAGUUCAAGUACAUGGGCCCUUGUUUCCCACAUGGGAGACCUGAAUGGAGUUCCAGGUUCCUGGCUUCCAGUUAGCCCAGCCUAAGUCCACAACAGUCCCAGGCCAGGCCAGAGGCUAAAAAGCAAGGAACCAGGAACCUAAUCCAGGUCUCCCAUGUGAAUCAGGUGGAUGGCAGGAACCCAACCACUUGAGCCGUCACUGCUGCCUUCCAGGAUCUGAGCCAGAGCCAGGACUUGAAACAAGGUACACUGGGACCGGCACUGUGGCAUAGCAAGUAAAACCACCACCUGGAGUGCCAGCAUCCCAUAUGGGCGCUGUUUAGAGUCCUGGCUGCUCUGUUUCCAAUUCAGCUCUCUGCUAUAACCUGGGAAAGCAAUGGGAAAAAGCCUGGGAAAACAAUGGAUGAUGGCCCAGGUCCUUGGGCCCCUUCACCUGCAUGGGAGAUCCAGAAGAAACUCCUGGUUCCUGGGUUUGGAUCGGCUCAGCUCCAGCCGUUGCGACCAUUUGGAGAGUGAAGAGCAGAUGGAAGACUUUCUCUCUCUCUCUCUUUCUCUCUUUCUCUGCUUCUACCUCUCUCUAACUCUGACUUUCAAGUAAAUAGAUAAAAUCUAAGAAAAGAAAUGAAAUGAAAUGAAACGAAAUGAAAAGAAAAGAAAACGAGGUACUCUGAUAUGGGAUGCUGGCACCUUCACUCAUGUGUUAACUGUUACAACAAACGCUUGCCUCAUACAGAUCUUUUGUUCCCAGCUUCUUGGUGACUCUGCUCACUGUAGAAUAUUCAUUUAACUUCUGUCCCUUCUUCAGUUCUUUUGACCAACUUUCUCCUUAAUAUGUAUUUUGUAUCUACUGAGCUUCAUUUUCAUUUAGUCAGACCUCUAGAGGGCCAAUAACCAGGUUCUGCUUUGUCUACAUAACAUUGUUAAUGUUACAUAAACUACCGAUGGCAAUAGUUUUCAGUAAAUAUCUUUGUGUUUUACUCUUACUAAGGUAGCAAAAUCUAUACUCAACCAUAUCAUAGCUUUUCAACUACUAAAGGAAUAAUUUUUGCUUAGGUAAAACUUUAUUUUAAAGCAAUUUCUAUAAUAAUUUUAAUAGACAACAUUUAACUGACAAAUGUAAUAACAAGAAACUGAGGAAACAGGAUAUUUUCUGAAAGUAUAGGUUUUCAAAUUCCUAACUGGUUGUGACUUAUUGCAUAUAUUUGUUGCUGGUCUCUAAGAUAAAAGUGCUUAGAAUUAUUAUACAAGAUUGCACAAUUAUAUAAAACUACUUUGCCAACAACUUUACUAUAAAGACAUAAAUAAAGGAGAACCUGUAUUAUCUCCUCUGAAAAACACUAAAUAUUGAUUAUGCCUCUGCACUGUAUAUUAAAAUGAUUAUUAUUAAGUAACUAAAUAUAUUCAUUAUAUUUUUAUAUUCUUGAAUAAAAAGUAUUUUUCAAAAUUA